GUCAAAAAAUUCAACACACCAGCAGUGUGAGGAGACCUGAAAGUGGCACAUGGCAUGGCAGAGUGUGGCGAUGGAGACAGCAGCAAUGGGAGGCCGUACAGGGACCCAUGAGAGACUUUGGACUUGGCAGCAGCAUGAGGAGGCGGUAUAUAGGGGCCCAUGGCAGAUUAGGGGCCUGGCAGCAGCUAUGGGAGGCCCGUAAUCUGCCAGCACCCUAUGUCAAAAAAUUCAACACACCAGCAGUGUGAGGAGACCUGAAAGUGGCACACAUGGCAUGAGAGACUGUGGACCUGGCAGCAGCAUGAGGAGGCGGUAUAGGGGCCCAUGGCAGAUUAGGGGCCUGGCAGCAGCUAUG
Staurois parvus is the source of this 355-nucleotide messenger RNA. The record is from the annotation of a GenBank genome assembly. Lineage: Eukaryota; Metazoa; Chordata; Amphibia; Anura; Ranidae.